UUAUAUGGAUGAACACUGGCCAUAAAGUUCUAAUAUACAACUUGAAUUGUUUUUUUCCAAAAGUUUUUAUUUAGACAAAUAUAAUUAUGCAAUCCGAACCACCAAAGAUAAGGUUAUUAUUCGAACAAUUUAUUGAGGUGAUUAAUCCAUUCAAACGAUUAAAUUAUCUUGAAAAAUAUUGCCGUUCAAUGCUUGAAUUAGAUUCUAUAACUCAUUUAACACAUCAAGUGAUCAAUGUAUAUUUUUGGUUAGCCAUAUUACGGCAUUGGCUACUUGUGAUUGUUCCAUGGACCAAAGAAUAUCGCAUAAUGUUUUUUGAUAUUGUCUAUAUGCUUAAAAUAGAAUCGGCAACUAAUGCCUUGUUUACAUUGCUGUUAUUGGCUAUAAAAACUAUCGAAAAUACACAAUAUAGAGAUCCAGAUAAACAUAGUAUUAAACUUUUAUAUAAGAUCAUGUUCGAACAUGAUACAUCAUUUUUUCAUCUUUGGAUCAACAAGCAUUGCCGCAAUCCAUAUCGACCGGGCAGAACACCUGAAAAGCUAUGUAAACAGUUUAGACAAUUUGUUUGGCUAGCAUUUAUUUUUGUGCAAGGAUUUUUAUUAUUAAUCGAUUUGAUAACAAUAUUCUGGCAUUUUCAAUUGUAUUAUUUAAUUUGGCAGAAUAGUCAUUUCUUUUUCACAAAUCGAUUUCUUAUACCGUUCAAAUUAUUAUUGGCCGAAAUAAUGUUGUUAAGUGUAUCCGGUGGAUUUUAUUCUUUGGUUAAUUAUCUUCUCAUUCUUGUAAUGAUGGGUUUUACAAGUAUUUUUUCGAGUAUUUUACGUCUUCACCAAUUAGAUGAAUAUCUUGAGGAUAAUCUACGAAUUCUAUCAUCAAAUGAUUUACGAGAGUUUAUUGUUGCACAUACUGGUACGGUUAAUGUUAUUGCUAGAUUUAAUAAAACUUAUUCAUGGCCUGGUACUGCUUAUCUAUUGUCAAAUAUUCCAUACAAUGUUUUCUUGGUUAUGUCGAUGAUGUUUCAUCAUGCAGAGGAAACAAUGCUCGAAACUCUUAUCUUAUCAUUGAUGGCUAUGCAACAAUUUUUAGGUAUAUUCGGUGUUCAUUUUAUAUUAACUUUAUUGCCCAAAAAGAUUCAUCGUAAUGGUAUUCUGCGAUUGAUAUCGUUAAAUGCUCGUGCUCAAUUUCGAUCAACAAUCACUCAUCUAAAAGUUAUAAAUUAUAUCGAAAAAUUUCAUUGUAAAAAUCGUUAUGGAGUCCAUUAUUAUAAACUUAAUUUAGUUACUUUAAACACGUUCAUUAAGUGUUUAAUUCUUUAUAGUAAAGGUGUUAUUAUGGUGUAUAAAAUGUUUCGUCGAUCAACAAUAUCGUUAAGUUGAUUACACUGUCGAUUUGAAUAAAAUUAAAAAUGAAAUAAUGAUUCGUUUUAUUAAUCAUUCAUUGAUUAUUCAUCAGAAUUUUUUAUUUGUUUUU
Molecule: messenger RNA, 1467 nt
Organism: Dermatophagoides pteronyssinus (European house dust mite)
Lineage: Eukaryota; Metazoa; Arthropoda; Arachnida; Sarcoptiformes; Pyroglyphidae
Source: RefSeq, a predicted model, not a curated record